AUGUUGAAACAUGCGCAGCGGCCGCCGGCGGGGAACGAUGCCGACCACCGCUACCAGAAUAUGCCGCGGCGGCCGCACCACCAUCUGCCACUCAACGUGUCCACCCUGGACUCAUCGAAGCACUCGGUUGGCGGGACGUCAGCGAGCGUUAGCCCUGGCGCGCAGCCUCCUCCAGCCGCAUCCGUCUCUGUGGUAUCCCCAAUACCGGUGAUGUCACCCCCCAAGAUCGCUAAUGGAAACGCUUCAGGGAUCCAUCAGCCUCGCCAGCAUGUAAUCAGAAGCCGGAGUUCUAGAGCUGCCACUGAGGAAGCUCUGACUUCCUUAGCUCUGCUAUGUCUUGUCAGUUUGCUGCUGGCGUUGUUAGCGUUGUUGUUUCUGCUGAAGAUCUCCGCGCCUGCAACCAGUGCGCCCGAGGAGUUUGCAGUGGUGUACGAAGUGACAUUAGCGUUGUGUGCGUUGACGCUCUCAUUGAAUCUAUGCUGUCUACUUGUGUGUGCUAUACAGUUCCUCUUCGCAGUUAAACUGGUGCACUCGCCCUCCGCGCCAAACGGACGGUAA
Messenger RNA from Arctia plantaginis, 558 nucleotides. NCBI's taxonomy places the organism in Eukaryota, Metazoa, Arthropoda, Insecta, Lepidoptera, Erebidae. The record is from the annotation of a GenBank genome assembly.